Molecule: messenger RNA, 1034 nt
Organism: Coregonus clupeaformis (lake whitefish)
Lineage: Eukaryota; Metazoa; Chordata; Actinopteri; Salmoniformes; Salmonidae
Gene: hamp
Product: hepcidin antimicrobial peptide
Exons: 6
Biological process (GO): intracellular iron ion homeostasis; defense response to bacterium
Cellular component (GO): extracellular region
Source: RefSeq, a predicted model, not a curated record
AUGACAUUGAAGUCCCUCAACCGCUGACACCAAAACGACACUCAGCCAACUUUGGACUCAUCUAGCGCAUUGAAAAUUGUGCAUUGGAGAGAGUUCUGAUUUUCUUCAUAAACUGUCACUUCAAUUCCAACUGAUUUCAACAGGGACUUUUAAAUUAGGCUAUAAGCUUCCUAACAAAACCGAGAAUGAAGGCCUUCAGUGUUGCAGUUGCAGUGGUGGUAGUCCUCGCAUGUAUGUGCAUCCUUGAAAGCACCGCUGUUCCUUUCUCUGAGGUGCGAACGGAGGAGGUUGGAAGCAUUGACAGUCCAGUUGGGGAACAUCAACAGCCGGGCAGCGAGUCCAUGCGUCCACCGGAGCUUUUCAGGUUCAAGCGUCAGAGCCACCUCUCCCUGUGCCGUUGGUGCUGCAACUGCUGUCACAACAAGGGCUGUGGCUUCUGCUGCAAAGCUAUAAGCCUUCUAACAAAACUGAGAAUGAAGGCCUUCAGUGUUGCAGUUGCAGUGGCGGUCGUCCUCGCAUGUAUGUAAAUCCUUGAAAGCACAGCUGUUCCUUUCUCCGAGGUGCAAACAGACGAGGUUGGAAGCAUUGGCAGUCCAGUUGGGGAACAUCAACAGCCGAGCGGCGAGUCCAUGCGUCCGCCGGAGCAUUUCAGGUUCAAGCGUCAGAGCCACCCCUCCCUGUGCCGUUGGUGCUGCAACUGCUGUCACAACAAGAGCUGUGGCUUCUGCUGCAAAUUCUGAGGACCUAAAGCCAGCUUAUUAACUUAUUGCCUUUAAUUUCCCCCCUAUUCUUCUACAUUUCUUUUGGACUCUGUGGAGAAGAUGCAAUCUCAUUGACGUCUUUCUCACUGCAGAACCUCAAUCUUGUACAUAAGUGUUUUGUAUCAUUUUGUAGAUAUAAAUGUAUAGCCUACUGACACAAGAAAAAUACAUAGCUAAUUGAAAUAAGUGGGGAUUUUUCCGUUGUUGUACAUUUUGUACAUUUGUACAUGUUUGCGAUGUUUUCAUUCUAAGAUUAAAUGAUUUGUUAAAUCA